UGACCCGGAAAUAAACCUGAAACCACGUCCUGAAUGAACAUUACGCACAUGGUUAGGAGAAAAGUUCUUGUUUUGGAGCAGAAUAGAAUGCGGAUCAGAGUGCGCUGAAAUGGGAGACCAGGUGGAGCUUGUUGUUGGGAGUUAUGAGCAGGUUGUGUUAGGGUACAGAGUGUGUCCUGGAGCAGAGGAAUGGAGCUUAGAGCCGGUGUUCACGCACCACGCUCACACAGCAUGUCUGUCCGCCGUGGCAGCUAACGAGCAGUUCGUCGCUACAGGAAGCAAAGAUGAAACCAUACAACUCUACAACAUGAACACAAGGACGGAGCAUGGAGCGUUAUUACACCAUGAGGGUACCGUCUCAUGUCUGGAGUUUGGUUCUACAUCUCACUUGCUGAGCGGUGGAGAGGACGGUCUUCUGUGUGUGUGGAGCACGAAGACAUGGGAAUGUUUAAAAACCAUCAAAGCUCACAUGGGUCAUGUGACUUCGCUCUCAUUGCAUCCGUCUGGAAAACUGGCGCUCUCUGUCGGAACAGACAAGAAGCUACGAACAUGGAAUCUUAUCGAAGGAAGGCCGGCUUUCACCAAGAACAUUAGACAAACUGCACAGAUCGUGAAGUGGUCCCCGGCGGGAGACAAGUACAUCGUAGUUGUUAAUGAUAAGUUGGACGUCUACGACCUGGAGUCCGCCAGCGUCAUCGGCAGCUUCACCUACAGGAGGAGGAUUUCAUCUGUCAGGUUUCUAAAGAACACGCUGCUGGCCGUGGCAGGAGAUGAUGAACAUGUACAGGUGUAUGAUCUCACCUCUGAAAAGUGCAUCUCUGAGUUCAAGGCUCAUGAAAACAGAGUAAAAGCGCUGGACAGUUUUGACAUGAACAACAUGUGUGUGUUAGUCACUGCGUCUAAUGAUGGAUUCAUCAAACUGUGGGACUGCAGUCCGGAGAGGCAGGAAGCGGUGCGUCUGUUAGGAGAGGUGAACACCACUGCCCGACUCACCUGCCUGUCUGUGUGGCGAAACAGUGCUAAAGAAGAAAAGCAGGACGCUCAGCCUACGACGUCUCGAUCUGAUAAGGAAGUUUUGCUGGCACAAAAAAACAAGAGAGUGAGGAUCAAUACAGAGCAGGUGGUGGUGGAAGAAGACAAUUCGUCAAAAAAACAAGGCAAAAAGAAGAAAAAACAGAGAGUGCAAUGAGCUGCAACAUUAUUGUUCUGUUUGCUCAUUUCUGUGCAGUUUAUUAAACAGGAACUUCAUGUGUUUCCCCCUUUCAGUGUUGCAAUUGUUUACAACCUUGGGUUGAUUUAUUUCAUGUUAAAGAUUUCUCCUCCUUGUCUGUGAAAACGAAAAAAUAUAUAAUUUCAAUGUGAACUUUACUUUACAUGUCUGAUUCCAGCAAACCAGAUUGAGAUGCAUAACAUGAAAUAUAAUAUUUUAAACUGU
Clarias gariepinus (North African catfish) is the source of this 1435-nucleotide messenger RNA. It is a transcript of the gene pak1ip1, whose product is annotated as PAK1 interacting protein 1. Gene Ontology annotation, molecular function: protein binding. The record is from RefSeq and is a predicted model, not a curated record. The coding region runs from base 110 to 1189 and encodes 359 amino acids. The transcript has 10 exons. Lineage: Eukaryota; Metazoa; Chordata; Actinopteri; Siluriformes; Clariidae.